GUCCCUCACUGUAUCAGCCAAUCGGCGCCUCGGACAAUCUGUCUCUCUUGAGCUUUUCCGAUAAUUGCGAGUCCGCCGUGAAAGUCAUGAAGGCCACGAAGAGCUCGGGGCGAACGGUUGCCUAGGUACCGCAAGCGAACGAGUGUGUUUGGAGUAAACAAAGCUGGUUUGUCAGCGGCUGGAGCUGCAUAUCUCUAUCGAUCAUUGCUCGAUAAACUGAUCUCGCGCAAAAUGACAUCUCUGGACUUGCGACAGCAGAAGCUGGAACAACAGAGGCAACUGAUUGCGCAGAAGAUGAAGCAGAAAAGACAAAGUGGUGCUAGUGGAAUGGUACAAGCAUCUAAUGUGUCUAGCGCACAGCUCACGAAUCAUUCCAACAAAUGGUUGACUUCAAAUAAAGAACUUCAUGCAUAUGAUGGCCCAUUACAGUACACUAUGUUUCAAACAAAUACAGAUGUAGGACCUUACGUAGAAAGAAAAGACAGUGAGGGAACAAUUAAUGUAGUCGGUGAUAGCUUAUACGAGAGUUCCCAAAGCACUGAUUUUGCCGAUGACGAAUCGUCACCUAUAGAUUUACAUUCACCUGCAGAAACUCUACCAUGUUCUUCACCACUUCGAGUAGCUCCAUCGGAAGGAACUAACACUCUUACUAGUAGAGAUAAUAACUCUUCUAGUCCAGAAUUGGAAGGGAAUAUAGUAGGUAAUAUCGAGCAGUUCGUAUUACAACCAGCAAAUAAACAAAUGCAUUACAAAUGUCGAAUAACACGCGAUCGAAAGGGUGUGGACCGCGGUCUUUACCCGACUUAUUUCUUGCACCUAGAACGUGAUUAUGGAAGAAAGAUUUUCCUGCUAGCCGCUCGAAAACGGAAAAGAAGUGCAACGAGCAAUUACUUGAUUUCGACCGAUCCCACGGAUAUGUCGAGAGGAGGAGAAUCUUACGUCGGUAAACUCCGCUCGAAUCUUCUGGGGACACAAUUCACAAUUUACGACAACGGAUACUCGUUGAUGAAAGACGAUAAGCGGGACGAACGUUCCAAUCCACGACAGGAACUGGCCGCGGUGGUGUACGAUACGAAUGUUUUAGGUUUCAAAGGCCCGCGUAAGAUGACUGUUAUUAUCCCGGGUAUGAUGCCCGACCAAAAACGAGUGGAAAUAUGCCCGCGGGUUGAAUCGGAAACCUUGCUUGAACGAUGGAAAUUAAAACAGAUGGAUAAUCUAAUAGAGUUACAUAACAAAACUCCCGUGUGGAAUGACGAUACGCAAUCGUACGUACUUAACUUUCAUGGGCGAGUAACUCAAGCAUCCGUAAAAAAUUUCCAAGUCGUCCACGACAGCGAUGUGGACUACGUUAUAAUGCAAUUUGGACGCGUCUCGGAGGACGUUUUCACAAUGGAUUACAGAUUUCCCCUUUGUACAGUCCAGGCAUUUGCCAUCGCUCUGAGUAGUUUCGACAGUAAAUUGGCAUGUGAAUAACUAGCGCGGCCAAAACGCUAUCGAUCAAACUGUCAGUUAAGUAUGUACUUGCCCACGAGUUACUAUAUUAUUCUAAAUCGAUGGUUUUCUAAUGGACAAUCAGUAGAUUACCGGAUACUAAUCUGAAUAUAGUACUCAACGUAUAUUGAAACUGUUUUAUAUAAGAUGAAACGUGAAACGAGAAUCGCUCUAAAUGUGUGUUCACUUUUCAUAUUUCGUAACGAGUCUAUUUCUAUACUAAACGUGUUUAUAAUGUGAAACGUCGAUUUCAAUAUUAUUCGUAAUAUAUAUAUAUAUAUAUAUAUAUAUAUAUAUAUAUAUAUAUAUAUAUAUAUAUAUAUAAAGACGUUAAACUUGCAUAAAAAUCUCGAUAACGUUAUAUUUGAAAUACAGCACAUAUUUCGACUAUUUUCAUUAUUCAAAGUUAAUUGCUGAUGUAGAAUAAUGCUGUUCAUAACGAUAUAUGUGAAUUCCUUGGCCAGUAAUUCAGAAAACUAAUGCAGUAUACAUUUGUAUGUUGAACAUUUAAAAUAUUUUUAUGAAUGACUUGUAUAUACGCAGGGCGUAUAUAAAUAAUGAACCAUAAAUAUGAUCUAAUUUCAUACAGUGCCUUGGCAUAAUAUUCACUGGGCUUUUAAAAAACUGUUUACGUUUGUCUUCUGUUAUUUUGAUUGAGGAAAAUGAUGUUAAAGAAAUUACUAAUGAAGAUAUAUGUAUACUUAACGAGAAUAUAAAAUGUAUGUUCAAAUAUUUCGUUGACAAUCACCCGCACAUUAAUUAUCGAACAUCAAAAGGACUUACAGCUCGUUUCUCACGUGUUUCACAUAUAUUCCAUGAAGUAUAUUUUUUAAUUUAUAUAUAAUUUAUAUAUAUAAUAUUUAAUAAUCAUAUUAAUAGAUCCCGAUCAUAGUAAGAUUACAUAAAAAUGGCUAUGCAACUCAUGCAAGUAUUUAUUUUGUCACAUGGAGAUGUGCAAUUUUCACUAUUACUAAAUAAAUUUGAAUACUAGAUAUAUGAAGCACAUAGAGCGCACAGUGUUAAUCAGAUAGAUAUAUAUAUAUAUAUAUAUAUAUAUAUAUAUAUAUAUAUAUAUAUAUAUAUAUAUAUAUAUACACAUACAUACCCAGCACAUCUUCAAUCAAGUUUCCUCUUAUAACAAAUUUAUUCGUUAUAAGAAACUUUGAUAUUUUAUAUUAAAAAAUUAUCAGCUACGUUAUUUAUAAAUAUUAUUUCUUUAAUUAUUUCGCAUACUUUGUAUGCAAAAGGAACAAUCAAGAGCUACUUUUAUACUAAAUUACAAACGCAACAUUUUAAAAGACCAAUUAAAGAUGAGAGAUUAGUUAAAUAUGUAUUCACAUAUAUUAUUUAUAUAUUGUGUGUAUUAUUUGAGUUAUACAGAUCUGAUAUAUAUGUAAGAAAACGACCAAAAUAUUUUCGCACGUUCUUUGUGCAAGUAAAUUUUUUAAAUAUUUGUGAAGUAUCAGAUGAUUAGAUAUCUUCUAUUGUUUAAUUAUCUGAGUACUGAUUAUGAUAACUUUUAACGUAACAAUGUUUGACUAAAAGAACAUAUUUAUUGCAAUAAUAUUUUGAAAAUAGGUACCUGUAUUAUUAUAGCGCUUGCGCUAUAGUAUCGUUUAUAUCUGUAAUUUUUACUUUUGUUAUUUUUAUAUUGUGAAAUAUUUCACACAUUCCACUUCUCACAGUUAUUUUAAGUAUAUAUGCAGUUUUGUCCUCUAUUCUAAUUCGUGUGCAACGAAAGGCAUAUUUAUUAUUACUAUUACAUGCGUAUUGUCUACUUUGUAUGUUUGUAUCACUAUUAUUGAAAUGUUCUUAUUUAUAUCACAAUCGCGUAAUUAAAUUAAUUGGAAAUAUUUGUGUCAAAGAGGCAUUUUGCACAUUCGAUAUAAUUAUAAUACAAUUUAUUUAUCGAUGUAAUCAAGGAGUAUAUAUCUAGUCUUUUUUAUCGUACCGGAUAAGUUUGGUACAUUAAGCGUAAUAUAAUAAGUUAUUCAUUCUUCUUUCAUAAAAGCGUAUGAAAAAUGAGAGAAAAUCAUAUGUACUUUAAUAAAAGCGAUGCAUUAGUUUAUCAUGCAAAAUUAAAUAGAAGUAAUAAUUUUAAUCAUAUAUUUAAAUAUUGUUUAUUAAAUAUUGAAAAGAUGUUUUUAAAUAAGAAACAUACAAAACAAGACUUAAUUAGUUUUAUAAAAACAAAUGCAUCGCGUUUAAUUUCAAUAGAAUAGAAAGAUGAAGGUGUGAAGAUACGUAAUAACAUGUAUAUUAUUUAUUAUUACAAGAUUCAUAAAAAAAGGUAACAUUAAAUAUUUCCAGCAUUAUUUGGGCAGUAAAACUUGAUAGAUUAGUGAGCGCAUUUUCUUAAUUUUUGUAUUUUCAUGUAUAAAAAACCGCUAUUUGUAUUUCGAUUAAUACAAUAAAGGCACUUAAGGUCUAGCACUUAUCGACAUAAAUAAAGAUUAUGAUACGACGAUCA
Molecule: messenger RNA, 3961 nt
Organism: Solenopsis invicta (red fire ant)
Lineage: Eukaryota; Metazoa; Arthropoda; Insecta; Hymenoptera; Formicidae
Gene: ktub
Product: protein king tubby
Exons: 8
Coding region: 232-1473 (413 amino acids)
Biological process (GO): protein localization to cilium
Cellular component (GO): cilium
Source: RefSeq, a predicted model, not a curated record